GAAGAAUGUAAACUGACCAGCAUUCUGGAGAGCCACCAAGUGAACCUGAAGCAGGUCUCAGAGCCUGGAGUUGCAUCCUAUUACAUUGGAUACAUCUGCUAAGCAAAGUGUGGAAUAGAGAAUCCCUACUGCUCUCCACUGUUCAUUUGUUUUUCUCCCUCAGAACAGGGGGAAAGCCAGCAUCCUGACUACUGCCUCUGAAUUCCUACUGCUUGUGCUGAGUGCUAAAAGCCUCAUCUCCUGUUCCCCAAAGGAGACAGGUUGACCUUACUGACAUCAUGGCGAAGAUGCUCCCAGCACAAGAGGCGGCAAAAAUCUACCAUACUAACUAUGUGAGGAAUGCCAGGGCCAUGGGGGUCCUGUGGGCACUCUUCACCCUUUGCUUUGCUGUGAUGAUGAUGGUGACUUUCAUCCAGCCAUAUUGGAUUGGAGACAGCAUUGAUACACCACAGGCUGGCUACUUUGGCCUUUACUCCUAUUGCAUUGGUAAUGCCCUUACAGGAGAGCUCAUCUGCAAAGGUAGCCCUCUGGACUUUGGCACCAUCCCCUCAAGUGCCUUCAAAUCAGCCAUGUUCUUUGUGGGUAUUUCCACAUUCCUUAUAAUUGGCUGCAUCCUCUGCUUCAGCAUGUUUUUCUUCUGUAAUGCAGCCACUGUCUACAAAGUGUGUGCUUGGAUGCAGCUGGCAGCAGCUACAGGUUUGGCAAUAGGUUGCCUGCUUUACCCAGAUGGCUGGGACUCCCCAGAGGUGAAACGCAUGUGUGGUGAGAAGACUGACAAAUACACACUAGGUGUGUGCACAGUACGUUGGGCAUAUAUCCUAUGCAUCAUUGGGAUCAUUGAUGCUGUCAUCCUCUCUUUCUUGGCAUUUGUGCUAGGCAACCGGCAAGACAAUCUUCUUCCAUCUGACUUCCAAGUAGAUAACAAAGAAGGACUUGAAUGAAGGUGAAGACUGCAAUGCAUGUGUUGCUUCUGCCAUUUGGUUAAACUAAGUAUACACAUGCUAACCAACUUGGGCUUCAGAAGACUGAGUGAAAUACAUGGCUGUCAGGCAUUAUAGUACCAAUACCUGUAAAAUAUUUGAUUCUAUAAAGACAAAAGAACAACGAAUAUCCACAAUAAAAGGAGUUUAAAGGUAGAAGGAUUCCUUUUGCAAAACUUACUGUUGUCCAGAAAAGCCUAUCUCCUUCAACCAGACCAUCUCCUUUCCUAAGAAUUAUGAUAUUCCUUACAAGAAUACAUGAGUUGGAUCCUAUGCAGCACUCCUCCCC
Heteronotia binoei (common prickly gecko) is the source of this 1269-nucleotide messenger RNA. It is a transcript of the gene LHFPL5, whose product is annotated as LHFPL tetraspan subfamily member 5. The transcript is spliced from 3 exons. The coding region runs from base 279 to 941 and encodes 220 amino acids. Lineage: Eukaryota; Metazoa; Chordata; Lepidosauria; Squamata; Gekkonidae. Gene Ontology annotation, cellular component: plasma membrane. Gene Ontology annotation, biological process: sensory perception of sound; detection of mechanical stimulus involved in sensory perception. The record is from RefSeq and is a predicted model, not a curated record.